Camellia sinensis is the source of this 1980-nucleotide messenger RNA. Its product is annotated as RING/FYVE/PHD-type zinc finger family protein. NCBI's taxonomy places the organism in Eukaryota, Viridiplantae, Streptophyta, Magnoliopsida, Ericales, Theaceae. Gene Ontology annotation, molecular function: phosphatidylinositol binding; metal ion binding. The record is from RefSeq and is a predicted model, not a curated record.
UUUUCCAACUAGAAAUCUUCUCUCUCUCUCUCUCACACGAUAGCGUAGCCCACCGAUCCGACACUUGGAUUCUUCUCUCUCUAAAACCCUCUGCCAUGUCGAUUCUUCUCGAUUGAUCAUCAGCACCACUCUCCACCACGUCAAAGCUCGUCAAUGGAUGCUAAAGUUCUAUACCCUAAGAUUCAACUCGACGACUACGAGCCCAAGUUUUUCUCUCACACGGUUUCUGAAGAUGUUGAGGAACAAAGGAAAGAAAGUAGUUUGUCGGCCACUGAUAAUUUGGCAAAUGAAGAAAAUGCACAGCUGAAAGAUGAUGAAACCGAGACACCUGACGGCACUAUGGUGGGUGAUGAUCUGCAGAAUCAUAAUGUUUCAAAUGCUGGCAAUGAUACAGUUGGCAAAUAUUUUUGUUAUGACUUGCCAGUUUCUGAAGAAACUGGGGUUUGGAUACCUGUCUCUGUUCCACCAAUGUCAGGGAGCGAACAUGAAGAAUGGAAUAGGGGUUUUUCCUUCGGUGGGGGCUACUUCGCUGAUGGGGACAUGGGAUGGAAUCAGUUUGUUGGAGAAGAGAAAGAGAUGACUAUGUGGGAUGUGGUUCUUGAUAUGCUACUUGUGGCCCGAGGGAAAGUGACUGCUCUUGCUUCAGGUGACGUCCAUGGUUGCGCGAUUUCCUGGAUAUCAAACAAUCUUCUUGAGCAAGCUUGGAAAGAGAUGGCUCAAACCCUCACAGAAGCUAAUUUUGGUAAUGCAAGGGAAAUCCUUGAAGCAGAGCCACCAAAAUGGUUGGCUGACAGUGCUGCUUCUGCUUGCAUGCUGUGUAAUGUGCGCUUCCAUCCGAUCAUGUGCUCUAGGCACCACUGCCGGUUUUGUGGAGGGAUUUUUUGCAAUCAGUGUUCCAAGGGAAGGAGCUUGUUACCUGCCAAGUUUCACACUGGGAACCCGCAACGAGUUUGUGAUGUGUGCAGUGUGCGGCUUGAUUCAGUCCAGUCAUACUUAAUGGACCAAGUAAGUCGUGCUGCACAGUUGCCAACCCAUGAUCUGACAGACCUCAGUACGUUGAGAUCGUGGCUUAAUUUUCCAUGGGGCCAGUCCAUGGAAUAUGAAAUUUAUAAGGCUACAAACACCAUUCGGGGUUACAAUCAGGUUGGCUUGUUGACACCAGAAAAGUCCAUACCAGAUGCUAUUUUAAAACAAGCAAAAGGCCUUGCAAUUCUUACUGUUGCAAAGGUUGGUGUGAUGGUGACCUACAACAUUGGAACAGGGCUAGUUGUUGCACGUAGACAAGAUGGAUCUUGGUCACCACCGUCUGCCAUUUCUACAUUUGGCAUUGGUUGGGGAGCUCAGGCAGGAGGGGAACUGACAGACUUUAUAAUUGUGUUGAGGACAAGUGGUGCUGUACAGACAUUUAGCGGAAAUGUGCAUUUCUCAGUUGGAGCAGGUUUGAGUGCUGCUGUUGGCAUUGUUGGAAGGGCUGCUGAAGCGGAUGUUCGUGCUGGUGAUGGUGGCUAUGCUGCUUGCUAUACUUACAGCUGCAGUAAAGGUGCAUUUGUUGGAUGCUCGCUUGAAGGGAGUGUUGUCACCACCCGCACCCAAGAAAAUUCCAGAUUCUACGGUAAUCCAUCCUUCAGGGCAUCAGACAUUCUUCUUGGAUUGUUGCCUCGGCCUCCUGCGGCUGCCAUUCUCUAUCACGCACUGUCAGAUUUGUACCAGAAACUUGAAAGGUGAUCGAUCAACUGUAGAUUCUAUGUCAACCUUUUCCAUUUAUGGUGAAUUUCUGUGUCUAUUCUUUGUUCUAUAUGGAGAAGCAAUCGGUUACACGAGUGGUUGGGUUGUACAGCACAAGUCCCAAAAGAAGAGGUGAGUUCCAAACUAUAUGUACUGAGUUGCCAGUGAUGGAAACUUACCUGAUUGUACAUAAUUUACGUGCCAAACUAUAGAAAAUUCAUUGCUGGGAAGAAACGUUUUUAUAUAUAUAUAUAU